UUCUGAGGUAAGUUAAAUUAUACAUGCAACAGACUAAUGCUGAGAUGCCACGUGGAAAGGGUUUCCGUCGCUCCCAGGCAGCCAAGAAGAGGAAUGCUGAGCGUCACACGCUCCUUCAUAGACUUGGUAGAGGAUAUCUGUCCUCUACCAAAAAAGGCACCUACUGAAAACUCUGAUGCAAAUACUUGUGAAAAUUCCCCUGAGAAAACUUGUGAAAAUUCCUCUGAGAAAACUUGUGAAAAUUCCUCUGAGAAAACUUGUGAAAAUUCCUCUGAUGCAAAUACUUGUCCAAAUUACUGCCGUAAGGCUCCCAAAACUUGUGAAAAUUCCUCUGAGAAAACUUCUAAGAAACGCUGGAGUGAUGUUACUAGAGCUUCACUUGUGACCAACUCUGAUUAUUUCCCUCAGAAAGUCGUACGUGGUUCCUUCCAUCAGGGUGAUGCUCGGUUUGGCUGGAACAGAAACCAUCAGUGUGCAGUGAACAGUAUCACAGCAGUCAUGGUGAGUGUGCUGAAGGAUGUGCUGACGUGGACAACAGAGGACCUGAAUGCUGUGCUGUUCCAUGGAGAUGAGCUGUACACAUCAAUGCGACUGCAGGGGCAGAUCAACGAUCGAACAGGGCUGGGUCAUAUUUCUGUUGCAGAACUGCCACGACUACACACACUUGAUAACACAACAUUUUUAAUAAAGCAUGGAGAAUCUUUCUCAGGUGUUUUUGGUGUUGAUUUUUAUGAUGAAUCAUUGCGAGAUGUGUCCAUGACUAUAGAAGAAGCUCUACAGAGGGCUCUGCUUCAGUGUGGUGCAUGUUUGUUAAACAUUAAAGAGUACAUCUGUGCAGUGAUAAAGGCAGGGUCAACAUUUGCUGUAGUCGAUCCCCAUUCGCGUAACCGUAAAGGUAUGCCUGAAGGUAAUGGAAGAAGCAUUGUAGUCUAUUGUGAUGACAUAUACAUGUUGUUUAAUCAUGUUACUAAUCUUGCCAUGUCACUGAAUGCCCAGGGAACAGAUUUUGAAGUGACGUCUGUGAAAGCAACGGUAAUUGGUAAGACCACAACUAUUGAGACAAGUUUUGAGUCUGAUCAGGAAGCCAGUGCCAGUCAUGUUUCACCCAGAAGCACAGUGGAGGAUCGCGAGUGUGUGCGAGAACAUGGUAAACAAAAAGAGAAAGUAGGUGUCGCGCAUGAUUUAGCUACAAGCACAGCGGAGCACAGUAAGUGUAUCAAAGACCACGGUAAACGCAGACGUGGAGACAAGCAAGCAAGUGCGCACAAACUGGAUCAGACAUACUUGGAUUCAAGUAAGAAAAAGAGACGAGUGCAAACUGAGUCAAAACUUGCAAAUGUUAGCACGUUGAAUGAUGUCAUUAUUGCAGACCCAGUGAAUACCGAGUUGAGUUUAAACUCUGCAGAUCAGGAAGCGAAUUUAUCAUUGGAUGAUGUCAUCAUCAUCGGAGAUACUGUGAAUGCUGAAUUCAGUUUCAAACCAUUAAAUAAAGCAGAUAAGGACGCUCUGUGUGCACGUUUACGACUGACUAAUGAAAGCGUUGGUGUUCUAGAUACACAUUCUUCUUCUUUAGGAGUACCGUGCAAAACAAAGUGUAUUAAAGGAGAUGCAAGUGUACGUGAAUACUCUAAAACCAAAUACCACGGCAAUGCAAACUUUCGAAUGAGUGUCAUACAAAAAAGAUCUGAAAUUUCUGCAAAACAGAGGGAAAGACAGAAAGAUAUCGAUUUCACUAUUAAUCAGUUCCAUCAAGAAGUCAGUACAGGUCCAGAAUUUGUUUGCUCUGUAUGUCAUCGUUUGUUGUUUAGAAAACAGGUUAUUGAAUGUAAAAGAGAUUGCUAUAAAAUCAGAGGUCAACAAAUCACAGAUUUGGCUGAAAGAUGCAUCACAGAAAAGUAUUUACACACAUGCAAUAAUGAAUGUGAGAAUAGAUGCCAUUUAUCAGGUAAUGAAGCUCGUAAAUUGUGGAUUUGCUACACAUGCCAUCGUAAAAUUCUUGGUGGAAAAUUGCCUGAAGAGAGUGCCGCAAACAACAUGCAUUUGGUGGACAUUCCCAAAGAGCUAAAAGGUCUAAACUCAUUGGAGGAACAUCUUAUCGCACGCAAUAUUCCUUUUAUGAAGCUUCUUUGUCUUCCUCGUGGAAAUCAGAAAGGCUGCCACGGCCCGGUUGUCUCGGUCCCUGUUAAUAUCGCAGAUGUCUCAAAUAUUCUUCCACGUAAUGAAUGUGAUGACCACAUGAUAAGAAUAAAACUGAAACGAAAAUUAACGUAUAAGGGCCACUAUGAAUAUAAAUGUGUCAGCACUGAUCGUGUCAGACAUGCGCUGUCUUAUUUGGUGAGACAUAAUAAGUGGUAUAAUGAUGUGGAGUUUAAUGAGCAGUGGGUAAACUCUUUAAAUGCAGACGAUGAAGUAGAGAAUGAGGCUGAUGAUUUUGAAAUGGAGAAACAAGAUUUAACAGAUAAAAAUAAGGAUGAGGAAGAAGCUGCAGUUGAUCCAGAGGAAGAUAUAACAUAUAUUAAAGAACAAAGUGGUCUUUUGUCAGACACAUCACUGCAACCUGUUGACAUUGGUUCAGAAAUAAUUGAUCAACAUUUUCAAGAUGUACUAAACGUAGCUCCAGCUGAAGGUAACAGUCCUAUUAGGCUGCUGUCUGAUAAAUCCAAUGAGGCAAAGUGUUUCCCUGUUCUCUACCCUACUGGUGGUCCGACAUUUCACGAUGAAAGACAGGAAAAAAUCACAUUGACACGAUACUUAAAAGCAAGAAUACUAAAUGCAGAUGGACGUUUUGCACAGAGCACAGACUUUCUUUUUUAUGCACAAUAUAUAUCAGAAGUUGAUCAAAUUAUAUCAAAUGUCUCAAUUGCACUGAGGAAAGGUUCAGAGAAAAACUGUCUAAAGAUCACACCAGAUAUGCUAACAAACUCAGACUCUUUGCAAAGAAUACUCAAUAAUGAUGAAGGAUAUAAGUUCUUAAGACCAGUAAGAGGGACGCCUCCCUAUUGGAUGUCUACUCAAAAAGAUCUGUUUGCUCUUAUUAGACAACUAGGCAUACCGACAUUUUUUGCAUCUUUCAGUUCUGCUGAUAUGAGAUGGCCUGAAAUGCUCAACACCAUCAUUAAACAAGAGGGUAAACAAAUAAAUGUUGAUGAGCUCGACUGGUCCGAAAAAUGUGGACUCAUAAGACGAAAUCCUGUCACUGCUGCAAGGAUGUUUGAUCACAGAUGGCAUUGUUUUCUAAAAGAUGUCAUAAUGUCACCAGCCAAGCCUAUUGGCAAGAUAAAAGACUACUUUUAUCGUGUUGAAUUCCAACAACGUGGUUCUCCUCAUGUUCACUGUCUGUUUUGGGUGGAAGAUGCUCCGAAGCUCAAUGAUCAUGAUGCAGAUAAUGAUGCAGUGGUUGCUGAUUUUAUUGACACCUACAUCACUUGUGAGACACCACCAGAAAAUGACACUGUACUUUAUGAGACAGUGAACAGUGUUCAGAAGCACAGUACAAGACAUUCAAAAACAUGCCGGAAGAAAAAUACAGUUUGUAGAUUUAAUUUUCCAAGACCGCCAUCUAGUCGGACCUUCAUUACAAGAGAAAGAAAUGCAGAUGACUCGAAAGGCAAGGGUGAAGAUACCACAGCCAGUGAAAUUAUAAAGAAAGUCAAAGCUGCUUUAAAUUCUGAUGUGAAUUUUGAUUCUGUUGAUGCCUUUUUUUCAUCUAUUGGGAUUAAUCAAACUAUGUUUGAAAAAGCAUACAAUGAAUGUUCCAAAAAGAAAAGCAUUGUCUUGAAAAGAAACCCAAAAGAUGUUUGGGUAAAUCAAUACAACAGAGAUUUGCUGCGUGCUUGGCAAGGAAAUAUGGACAUUCAGUAUGUCACAGAUGCCUUUUCUGUAGUGGUCUAUAUACUUAGUUAUAUCACAAAAGCAGAACAAGAAAUGGGACUUCUGCUUCAGCGUGCACAAAAUGAAGCAAUGAAUGGAAAUCUUGAAGCUAAAGCAUCAUUAAAACAGUUGGGAAGCAUGUAUCUGCACAACAGAGAAAUUUCUGCUCAAGAGGCGGUGUACAGGCUGACAGGCAUGCAUUUGAAGGAAUGUUCCCGCAAAGUACAGUUUAUUCCAAUAGGACAAAAUCCUGUAAAGAUGAGUUUGCCUUUGCAUGUGCUUCAAAAUAAAGUGGAAAAUGACCAGUGUGAUGAUGAAAGCAAUUUUUGGAUGACAAGUAUCACUGACAGAUAUAAGAACAGACCAGAGAAAGAACCACUAGAAAAUCUAUGUCUCGCCAGUUUUUGUUCUGAGUACAGAGUUCUGGCAAAAUCAGAGGUUUCCUCACAAAACAAAACAGCAGAAAAUGAAAUAAUUAAACUGAAUAACAACAACGGCCAUGUAAAACGGAGGACAAGAACUGAACCUGCAGUAGUGAGAUAUCCUAGGUUUUCUCCCACAAAAGAUCCAGAAAAAUAUUAUCAUUCAUUGUUGCAGCUUUUCUUACCACAUUAUGAUGAGUCUGAUCUGAAGCCUAGCAAGUAUAACACUUAUGAAGAGUUUUACAACAGCGGUGUCAUAAAAAUUGGUUGUGAACUGAAACAAGUGAAAUCAGAUGUUGAUGGCAACAGAGCAUUAUUUGAAAAGGAAAGUGACAAAAUAGAUGAAGCUAAACAGCUUUUGGAGCAAAAUCUUGAUUUAGAAGAUGCCUGGGCUGAGAUAUGUCCUGAAACUGAGAAACAGCGUGAUGAAUGCAUAGACCUGAUGAAGGACAAACUACUGCUUGAUGAAGAUGACAGUCAAGAACUUAUUCCAGAUCUUACAGCAAACCCUCAAACUGUGUGCACCAUUGAAACGAAUCACACUACAAUGCCUAGAGAUGAGGCGUUGCAUUUACUAAGGUCGUUAAACGAGGAACAAUCUGCUGUGUUCUACAAAGUGCAGAAGUGGUGUCUACAGAAAGUACUUGGACAAAAUCCUGAACCAUUUCGAUUAUUUCUUACUGGUGGAGCAGGCACAGGAAAAAGUCAUCUAAUUAAAGCAAUACAAUAUGAAUCUACUAGACUGUUGUCUCAGCUUUCUGAGAAUCCUGAUGAUAUUACUGUACUUUUGACCGCAUCGACGGGUGUUGCCAGCUUUGGAAUCGGAGGCGGAACUGUUCAUAAUAAUUUCGCAAUUGGUGCAAAUGUCAGACUGCCAUAUCAACCUCUUAGCGAUAAUAAAAUAAACUCAUUACGUACAAAAUUGGGUUCGUUGCAUAUUUUGAUUAUUGAUGAAGUGUCUAUGGUUGACCAUCGUCUUUUGUCAUACAUUCAUGGAAGACUACGACAGAUAAAACAAACUGGUGACUACUCUCUCUUUGGAAAAGUCAGUAUUCUUUGUGUUGGGGAUUUCUAUCAACUUCCUCCAGUAAAAGGAACUGCUCUCUAUGCUGAUACAAAAGGAGUGAACCUCUGGGAGAAUAACUUUCAAGUUGCAGAAUUAACUAAAGUUGUUAGACAACAAGAUCCGAGUUUUGCUGAAAUGUUAAAUCGACUGAGAGUACACAAGAAAGGGGAAUCCCUUUUGUCUAAUGACAUUGCUAUGUUGAAAAAAUGUGAAACAGGGAAGAAGUGUAAUGAUAUUCACAUAUUUGCUACAAAUGCUGAAGUUGAUAAAUAUAACAUCGAAAGACUACAUGAAUGUUGCCCAGAGGCAAUCAGUAUACAUGCUCAAGAUAUGUCAAAAACUGGACGAAUGGAACGUAAAGUUGGAUUUCAUACUAAAGUUUUCAACUCGUGUUUGUCUAAAUCUGUUUCGCUGGGUAUUGGAGCAAGGGUUAUGUUAAAAAAAAAUAUUGAUGUUGCUGACGGUCUUGUCAAUGGAGCGUUUGGUACAGUUGUCCACGUAAGUGAAAGUCAAAAUGAUAAUGAUGAUUUCCCAUCAGCUAUACAUGUGGAGUUUGAUAAUGCAAACGUUGGUAAAAUUCAAAGAUCUAAAACAAGAAAGAGAUUUUCCCAAAAUUCAACAGUUAUUGAAGUACAAGAAGACCAUGUCACAAACGAUGGUGGUAUAAGACGUCAGUUUCCUCUCAGAUUGGCUUGGGCAUGUACAGUUCACAAAGUGCAAGGACUCACAGUAGACAGAGCAGUUGUGUCACUUAAGAAAAUCUUUACAGCAGGGCAAGCAUAUGUUGCUUUGAGCCGAGUAAGAUCUCUUAGUGGAUUAAUCAUUGAGGACUUUAAAGAGUCUGCUAUAUUUUGUAAUGACAAAAUUGAGUUGGCUAUGAAAGAUAUGACAAAAUUUCUGUUGGAAAAGGACAGUUCCACUAAGUCCCAUG
This is a messenger RNA of Carassius auratus (goldfish), 6289 nucleotides long. RefSeq lists its product as uncharacterized. Gene Ontology annotation, biological process: telomere maintenance; DNA repair. The record is from RefSeq and is a predicted model, not a curated record. Lineage: Eukaryota; Metazoa; Chordata; Actinopteri; Cypriniformes; Cyprinidae. Gene Ontology annotation, molecular function: DNA helicase activity.